Molecule: messenger RNA, 1011 nt
Organism: Belonocnema kinseyi
Lineage: Eukaryota; Metazoa; Arthropoda; Insecta; Hymenoptera; Cynipidae
Exons: 2
Coding region: 1-1011 (336 amino acids)
Source: RefSeq, a predicted model, not a curated record
AUGAUUGUUUUAGAUCAGGACCCUACAAUCUUGAGGAAAGAAGGUUUCAUUCGUUUGUUGUCCAAAUGCAUUCCGCAAUACAAACUUCCAGACGAAACUGUUUUUUUUUUCACGGAAGUGAUUCCCGGCAUGUUUAAAAAAAUAAGAAACAAAGUUGAAUUAGUGUUGUCUGGAAUUAACAGUGAAUGGAUCAGUGUAACUGUUAGUAGAUUUAUGUGCAAUGUCACUACUAAAAUUUGCUUACUAGUGACAGUGUAUUGGCUAAGUGCAGAUUUUCAGCAACAUUCAGUUUUCCUGCCAUCGACUGACAUUUCCGGGACUCUUGAUCGCCUACCCAAAGUAAUGGAAAAAAGAAUCUUGUUUCACGGAAUUCUAAAUAAUUGCAACGUGCAAGAUGUCGUGAUAGAAUGCACAAAACUUUUCACUCAUUUUCAAACGUUUCCAGCUGAUCGCCUAAAAUUAAUCAAAAUACUCGACGAUGAAAACGUGCAAUCCGGUUAUCUUCACGUAAACAGGGCAAUCGAUACUUUCAUGCAAGGAGGUUCUACGACGAGUUUAUCGAUUCUGAUAAUAUUAAGUCACCUGAUUGUCAUAGAAAGUGGCAUAAAAAAGUGGGCUGAGGAAGACAACACACAAUACAUGUUGUCAACUCUGCAGUGGGAGCUCAUAGGAGAUGUGGUAGGAUUAAAGGAUGGAUUUGAAAAGGUUGGAACGAAAAUGCUUUCUUCGACAUCUAUGAUAUCAGAGAUCAUACCUGUACUAGUACUCAUAAAGAGUUACAUACAGAAACGGAAGUGCAGUAUUUUAGGUUUGUCACUGCAAACAAGCCUGCUGACAGAAAUCGGUAUUCAUCUGGAUGACUUGGAGAAAAACACAUCCUUUUCGUUAGCAACUGUUUUGGAUCCUCGUUAUAAAGGACACCCUUUCACAAAGGAAGUCCGAGAAGACAUACUAAGAAGUUUAGAAUACCACGUGAAAUUGGCCAAUAAUCAUCAGUUUGGAAGAAUCUAG